Messenger RNA from Thamnophis sirtalis, 373 nucleotides. The record is from RefSeq and is a predicted model, not a curated record. Lineage: Eukaryota; Metazoa; Chordata; Lepidosauria; Squamata; Natricidae.
GCCUGCGCGGUAGUUUUUAAUGCUACAGAGAUGGCCGAGUCUCCCGCUCUGAAGAGAAAAUGUGAGGAGAAAGAGGAAGAGAACGGAUCCGCCGCGUCUCAAAAUGAAGAGCCGGCCCCCGGCAACUUCCCUUUGGCCGAACUCUCUGUGAUGAAAGUGCUCAGGGAAUCUGCGCGGGAGAAGACGAUCUUCCUCCACGGGCGGGUGAAUGGUGCUUCUGGGGAUAAGGCAGAUGCUGUUGUGAUCCUUGAGAAGAUUCCCUUCCAGGAAGAGAACAUCACUGAACUCCUAAAGAAGCACACUGGGCUUCAGCUCCAGGUGUCCAAUGACAUCUAUAGCACUUACCACCUCUUUCUUCCUCCAGAAUUAAAUG